AUGCGAUUUAGUAAGGAAAGGCAGCCGGGAGAUUAUUACGAGAAUAUAUUAAUAUUGCUUUUAUCAAUUGAUUCACCAGAAGAUUUAAAAACGGGAGAUUGGUAUCAGCAAUUUUAUAAAAUUUGGGUAUUUCUCGAUGUUACUGACAAUACAAUUCAAAGAGUUAAACCAGCUGUUGAUGAGAAUACGGCAAAGUAUGAGACAUACAAUGCAGAUUUAGAGGGAAUGGAAGAUACAUUUCGAAAAGUAGCAGAGGCGACUGAGAUUGAAGAAUGGGCGUUAAUGGUACAUAGAAAACAUCGUGUGAUUGAACAAUUACGCGAGUCAAGAAAUGAGGAAAAUGCUGAUCUUAAUAGCAUGUUUCCGAAUAAAGUUGUGAAACCUUCAACGAAUUUAGAUCACAUCAAACAAGUUAUUGUUCAGGACAACGUUUCAAAUUACUGA
This is a messenger RNA of Didymodactylos carnosus, 444 nucleotides long. The record is from the annotation of a GenBank genome assembly. Lineage: Eukaryota; Metazoa; Rotifera; Eurotatoria; Philodinida; Philodinidae.